AUGCCGUUGAAGACCUUCACCCCGUCUGCACCGUCCCCUUCCAUCCCAGGCUCAGAACCACCUCCAGACGUGCCUCUCGCUCCACCUCCAUGGACGCUGACCGCCAAGCUGUACCUCUUUGUCACCGGCGCCGUCUCCGCCAACACCACCCAGCCACCCACUAGCGUCACCGGUCUCAACGCCUCUCCCGAAGUUCUCCAGGGUCUCCCGUUGGGUGCAUACCUGCCUCUUGAACAUAUCCACCCCUCUGCACUUGCCCUGAUCGAUGGCAAGCCGCAAUAUCAGGGCGGACUCUCAAAGAUCGUGCUUGUGCGCUACAGUGCCUCACCUGCGGGGCCUUACGACGAAAUCAUUCUCCUUGGGACGUUCAAGGACCCAAAUACGGGCGAGAUCACUCCAAGGAUCACGAACAUCUACGUGAGCACUGACAAGAGUGUGUGGAACGGCCGUCGUAACUGGAAUAUCCCCAAGCAUCGCGCGCGAUUUGAGUGGACCGAAACCGGACCCCACACGUCGACUGUCAAGAUAUACCACCCUUCUGACAUUCCAGGCCCCCUCUCCUCCGAGACCCCCUUCUUCAGCGCGGUCGUCACCGAUUCUCGACUGCCGUCCAUCCCCGUCAACACCUCCCUUUCCAUUUUCAACUCUGCCACGCGCCUGGUGCAACCCCCGAUUCUCCCCGGUUUGUACCCCAAGGAUUCGCCGCUCGCCGCCGCGGCGAUUGGCACAGACGGCGGGGAAGGUGGGAGGGACAAUGGAUGGCUGCAGACGGUACCGGUGUAUAAGGGGUGGGCGAAGCCCGCUUACAUCGCCGGUGCACUCGGAGAGCCGCAGAGUGGAAGGAAGACAGUUGUUGGCGAUGGGGUUGGAUUCCCGCAGUAUACGCCUUGGCGCAUUGGUGGGUGUUUUGAAGGCUCGAUCGACUUCCCGGCGUCCACGGAGGUCGGAAAGUCUAAGACAGCCUGAUAUCCUGAUUGACCGGUUUUGUAUUUGUAUCGGUACAUCUUGAGCUUCUACUGAAAGCCAUGUCGUUCUUGUUCAAUUCAUGUCUAGCCCACUGCUCUC
This is a messenger RNA of Heterobasidion irregulare TC 32-1, 1065 nucleotides long. RefSeq lists its product as uncharacterized. The transcript is spliced from 2 exons. Lineage: Eukaryota; Fungi; Basidiomycota; Agaricomycetes; Russulales; Bondarzewiaceae. Bases 1 to 966 code for a protein of 321 amino acids. The record is from RefSeq and is a predicted model, not a curated record.